AUGCUGAAGAUGAGUGACUCAGUUUGUGAUGUGAAUGGCAGCCUUAUUGCUGACAACGUGACCAAGCUCGAACGCUGGUUGUCAUGCGACCCGCCUUCUGAAGCAGAAAUGGCUGAUGCCAUAAAAGGGUUGCGCAACAAUAAGGCACCGGGAGAUGCCGGCAUACGUGCUGGAAUCUACAAGUCUUGUGCCGAAACGCUGGCGCCUUAG
Molecule: messenger RNA, 210 nt
Organism: Dibothriocephalus latus
Lineage: Eukaryota; Metazoa; Platyhelminthes; Cestoda; Diphyllobothriidea; Diphyllobothriidae
Source: the annotation of a GenBank genome assembly